Molecule: messenger RNA, 1272 nt
Organism: Seriola dumerili (greater amberjack)
Lineage: Eukaryota; Metazoa; Chordata; Actinopteri; Carangiformes; Carangidae
Gene: neurod6b
Product: neuronal differentiation 6
Exons: 2
Coding region: 63-1067 (334 amino acids)
Molecular function (GO): protein dimerization activity
Source: RefSeq, a predicted model, not a curated record
UGCAGCGCAGAUUCACUGGAGAUAUUUGGGAUCAUGCGAAGUGCACGCUGACCAGAGGAAAUAUGUUGACACUGCCAUUCGAUGAACCUCAUAUGAUGUGUGAACCGCGGCUUGGUGCCAAUUAUCCUCGUGAAAGCUUACCUGAGAGCCUGAAGCAGGAUCGACAGCGCAACCCAGACAGGUCCAACUCAGACAUGAGGGAGGCCGAGGACGACAUGUCCGACAGGGAGGAGGACGAGAGGGAGGACGACCAGGACGAGGACGGGCUUCCUAAAAAGCGAGGCCCACGGAAAAAGAAGCCCGGCAAAGAGCAGAUGGACAGGUCCAAACUACGGCGCCAGGAAGCCAACGCCCGAGAGCGCAGCAGGAUGCACGGCUUAAACGCCGCGCUGGAGAGCCUGCGCAAAGUUGUUCCGUGCUACUCCAAAACUCAAAAACUCUCCAAGAUUGAGACCCUCAGACUGGCUAAAAAUUACAUCUGGGCCCUGUCAGAGACUCUGAGCGCGGGGAAGAGACCGGACCUCCUCGCCUUCGUACAGACUUUGUGCAAAGGAUUAUCUCAGCCCACGACCAACUUGGUGGCCGGUUGUUUGCAGCUGAACGCGAGAAAUUUCCUCACAGACCACAACGGGGAGGUCAUGUUCUCUGGCAGAUCGCCCUACGAUGCCAUGUACUCGUACCCCGGCUCAGACAUGAACACGCCCCCCGGCCACAGCGGCAGCAGCUUGGACAGCAGCGCCAAACCGUUCCGACACUACAGCUACAGCGGCGCGUACGAGCCCUACUACGAGAACCCGUCCCCAGAGGGCGGGAGCCCGCAUUUCGACGGCCAGCUGAGCCCCCCGAUGAACUUUAACGGGAUUUUCUCCCUAAAACACGACGACCCACCAGACUACGGCAAAAGCAGCCACUAUGGCAUGCGCUACUGCAGUGCGCCAGGGCGCACGGCUCUUGCGCACAACUCCAUGUACCGAGUCUCCCCAGAGGCCCGUUUCCCUUACGACCUGCACGUCCGCAGCCAGUCCUUCCAAGCACAAGGGGAAGUUAAUGGCUCUUUCCACAAUUAAUCAAUUAGCUGGACAAAGUUCAAGUUUCAGAAGCGAUGCAAUUUCCCCCGCAGAUGUCCAGAGUGGAAGGAAAAGGACUCCAGACACGCUGCGAAAAUGCCCAUUUUAACAAGUCACUUUGUUUCAAAUGUUGAGUCUCAUUUUUCUUUGAAACGCGGUAAAAGCCCGAACAUUAGAUCUGAUGAUUUCACUUGUUCUCAAUUCU